AUGACAAAAAGUAGACAGAGGUCUCAGAACCCACGUCUCAUUACAAAAGUAGACAGAGGUCUCAGAACCCACGUCUCAUCACAGAAGUAGGCAGAGGUCUCGGUACCCACGCCUCAUCCGAUCCCACAGCCAUAACCAGACGGAGGUACGUUUCAGGCCCCACGUCUAUAUUAUCCACCAUAAUGAGCCAAACAACUGGAUCGAAAGACUCUCCCCGUCAGGGCCCCAAUCAAGCCAGUAAUAACACUUCCCAGAACAAUACGAAAGAGGAUGGAGCUAUGAAAGAUGAUGGAGGAAAGAAAACCCCCAAUAUAGCCAGGUCUAAACGAGGUACAGGGUUCAAAAUCCCCCUCAAAGGAAAAGUCAAGACCCCCUCCCAGGCCAAACCCAAGGGGAAGACAGCUAAAACCCCUACUCCGGACGAAUUAACCCUCGGGACGUCCGUCACCUUACUGGGAAAGAUACCGAAGGUUAAGGGGGCCGAGUUUUCUUUGGACGACUCGGAUAAAUUCGAGACGAUUCCCGUCACCAAGAAAGCGAAGAUGGGGGAAUCAGGGAAGGACGUAAAAACGGGUUUUCAUCCCCCUGACGACACGGACAUUGCCUCGGCGGCAUGGUUCAUGAAGAUGUUCCAGGCGGCGCAAAAAUGUAUGAACUUGUCGAAUCAGCCGAUUGCAGGCGACACCAGCGCCCCUACCAGAUCAGCGGCGCAGACCAAAACUCGGCCCGACAGCCCAGGCGCCCCGACGCCGGACGGGCCGCUGAGGCGUGACGGAGUACCGGCGAAGCGGCCACGGCCAGGACAACGGGACAUUGAAAGCCGUACUCGGGGGAGAAGCCCGAGUACCUGUCAUGCUCCCUCUAUUGAUAUAAAUGAGGAUGAUUCAAACUCUGAAUAUGGCUACCAUCGGCCCAUAGCAUCCCGCAAGCGAAAAUGGGCAGACUCUUUGCUGUCUCAACUUUCCACUUCAGGAUCAGGGAGACAGAGCAUUGCUAGCGGUCGUUAUGAGAAGGAGGGGGUUUCAGUGAUUAGUGAGGGUUUUUCUUCAGCUAUUUUUGCUUCCAGCCCCAGCUCUCGCCAUGAUAGCGUAGAAAGCAAGCCUGUUUCGGCUGCAGAUUUGAUUACGAAAUACUGCCCCCAGCUUAAGGCAGAGACUACCGACUCAGAGGAAUCUAAGCCUAUUUUCUGUCUCGAUUCGGAGCUUGGGAGACAAUCUGUCAACUCAGCUGCGGUGAAGCUUGACAAACCCUUCUCAUCCUGCCUGAAUUACCUUAAUGACAGGGGAAGGGACUUACGUCCUACCAACAGAGUGGUUAAGAAGCACUUUCGCUUUGGGGAACGAGACUUUAAGCACGCUUUCAAGACUCCCACAGUCCCAGAUGCAGCCUUUUGUGUUGGUGAUGCUAAGGCUAAGAGAUCGCGCUACUCUAAUCAGAAUCCACUCGGGUCACGUAGAUUUAAGCGUUUGGAGAGUCAGUUGACCUCUAUUGACCAGGCAGCCAGGGCAUCUAUGCGCCUAGCAACCUAUCACACAUAUCUUUUGACAGCCUUUCGGGAAUCUGAGAGACUAGGUAUCUCCCCAGAGGAUCGCAGAGACAUAUGGGAGUGUGUUAUGAAGAUUGCAGAAUACCAGUUUGAACAGGUUCAUCGAAAACAAGCCAUUCAAGAUGGAAUGCCUCUCCAAGAUCCUGCCCCUGCUUCGCCCCCACGAGUGGGCGGCAUCUAUAGACUUAUCGGACGCGUAUCUUCACGUUCCAAUAGCAAGGUCCUCUCAGCAUCUCCUAGGUUUCGCAAUAGGAGGGGACACUUACCAGUACCAGGCCCUCCCUUUCGGCCUUCGCUCUGCUCCUCGCAUCUUUACAAGGCUCGUCAGGGUAAUUGCUGUAGAGCUAAGAAGAAGAGGGGUAAAAAUUUUUUGCUAUCUGGACGAUUGGUUGAUCCUCGCCCCCUCAGAACAAACCCUUCUCAGACACUUGAAGGUCACAAUCGCGUUAACGACAAAUUUAGGCCUUCUCAUAAACUGGGAAAAAUCAAGAUUGACUCCAACUCAGACUCCGGAUUUCCUUGGAGCAUUUAUAGACAUCCCGCGUCAGGUGGCAGCCCCCCUUCCCCACCGGGUUCAGAGAAUGAGAGCAGUCGCGGAGCAACUCCUGUCCAGUCGUCUCUCGACUGCGAAGACUUGGCAGAUUUUUCUGGGACUCUUAGCAAGCUUAGUGAAUACAGUUCCCCCUUGCAGACUGAGGAUGAAUUUUCACAUAAACAGUUUGGAGAUGAUUGCGGUGCAGUUAGCCCUCCAACACUUUGCAUCCGAGAUAGUGGAAAAGUGUGUCCUGAUAAAGUCAGACAACCAGACGGUGGUAACAUAUCACAUAGCAGACUUCUUUUCGAGGGGGCGCUAUCUCCCCUCGGAAUGGAUGCUCCACGAGGCUGUGGCCAGGGAGAUAUUCAAUCAUUUCGGCAACCCACAGAUAGAUCUAUUUGCCUCAACACUACCAGGGACCCAGCACUACUACCCCGAGCCCAACAAACUGAGGCUCACACUGUGGCCCAUUACAGGGCAGCAGCAAUCAAGGCUGGACUUUCUGAACGGGCUGCCAAUUUCUCAGCAGAACGUUUACGGUCUUCCACACGAUCAACCUACGACUCCAGACUCAGUCACUAUGUGAGAUGGUGUCGGCAGCCUAAGACUAAUCCAUGCAGGGCAUCUGUAGUUUCAUUCCCCCUCACAGGGCUGUCUCGCCGGAUACUAUCUCUCGUUGGAUUGUGGAGGCAGUGAAAUCUGCUGGUGAUCCAGUCAUCAUUCACCAGAAAAUUAGAGCCCAUGACACAAGAGGAUUGGCUGCUUCCUGGGCCUUAUUCAAGGGCGUACCCAUGGAGGAUAUAAUGAAAGCGGCAUAUUGGUCCAACGCUAAUACAUUCACAUCCUGCUACCUCUCGGAUGUCCUCGGUGAUGAAUCCAAGUUUGCGAGGGCCACCCUGUCCGGUCCCCAUCGCUAAUCCAAGGUAUGAUUUUAACUUUACAAGCUUGUCAUUUGUAUCUUGUAUAAUAGAAUUGAUCUGUAGGGCCUCUUGGCUUUGACCUUUGGCCUGACCACCUCCCAUAGUUGUUUCCGUGGGAAUCUGGCAUUUAAGGGAAUAGGUAAGUAUGGCGUAUCUGAAGUAGAUUAUGUUUUUCACUAGUGAACACCAUAUCUACGAAGUAGCCAUACUUACCUAUGCUACCCUCCCACCUCCCCUCUUUCUGUAUCUGAGGUUCGUUUGCCUAAGAAAGAGGAAGUGAGCCACGCACGCAAGGUACUUAUAGUAUAGGGCGGGGUUUCCCUCCUUGUCGUGCAGGGCUCUAGUCUGCGUUGCAGACUUUUUCUCCUUUUAUAGGAGAAAUUUUUGCCGGGUGUAUUCGAGCGUGGCGAUCGAAUGGCAUUUAAGGGAAUAGGUAAGUAUGGCUACUUCGUAGAUAUGGUGUUCACUACUGAACAACAUAAUUU
Molecule: messenger RNA, 3486 nt
Organism: Lytechinus variegatus (green sea urchin)
Lineage: Eukaryota; Metazoa; Echinodermata; Echinoidea; Temnopleuroida; Toxopneustidae
Exons: 3
Coding region: 183-2777 (864 amino acids)
Source: RefSeq, a predicted model, not a curated record